This is a messenger RNA of Ictalurus furcatus (blue catfish), 4598 nucleotides long. It is a transcript of the gene raver1, whose product is annotated as ribonucleoprotein, PTB-binding 1. Lineage: Eukaryota; Metazoa; Chordata; Actinopteri; Siluriformes; Ictaluridae. Gene Ontology annotation, molecular function: mRNA binding. The record is from RefSeq and is a predicted model, not a curated record. Gene Ontology annotation, cellular component: cytosol. The transcript has 15 exons. The coding region runs from base 727 to 2976 and encodes 749 amino acids.
GGAGCCCUUUACCGGGAGAUUCUUGAGAAGAAUCUGCUGCCAUCCACCAGGAUGAUGAAGAUGAGACGUGGAAGGACCUUCCAGCAGGACAACGAUCUAAAGCAUACAGCAAAGGAAACUCUCAAUCGGUUUCAGAGAAAAAAAAAUCAAGGCGUUAGAACGGCCCAGUCAAUCACCUGACUCGAAUCCAAUUGAACAAGAUUUAAAGACAAUAUGUUUAGAAGAAUGGACCAAAAUCACACCUGAAUACUGCGACGCAUUAAUUUCUUCAUACAGGAAGUGUCUUGAAGCGUCAUUACAAACAAAGGCUUCUCCACUAAGUAUUAAAUACAUUUCAGUUAGUGGGUUCAAUACUUUUUUCCCGUGUCAUUCCACUUUAUUACACAUAACUUCAUUCAUGGACUUUAAUGUUGUGAAAUAUUUCUAUUUCCGUAUUUCUUGAGUUAAUACUGAUGUCUGGCUCAAAUUUCAUGUGAACAACCUCAUUGGAAAUAUAUUUACUGAUCCGCUUAUCAAAUCAUCUGGACUGGACCUUUCCUCAGAAUCCUCACAGCCUUGCUUGUUAUUGAUUUAAAAUGACCACGUGACCGGUUAGCCCCGCCUCGUACACUGUAGUGAAACGCAUUCUGCUGUCAGCCAAUCAGCGGCAGAGUUUGUCCCACAUGUGUAUUGUUUAAACUGCUCGACGCGAGCGCAGCACUCCGAGCCAAACUUCCACACGGAGCUAUGGCGGCUGCUGUGUCCGUUAGCAGAGCUGCCGGAGAGGAGGCGUGCUGCGCUGGAAUUAGCGCCACUACCCGUCCGCUUUAUGAGAACUAUGAUCAAGCCAAGAUAGAAAACUGGGCUGCCGAGAAACGCAGAGACUCCGAGGCCAACCCGCAGCACGAAGAGUCGGCGGCAGGGCGCGACUUUCCGCGCAGGGCUGAGGAUGAGCUGACAGCGCUCAGCCCGGAGGAAAUCGCCAGUCGGCUGGAGAGAACUCGAAGAGAGUUUUACAACCGCCGCAAAAUCAUCAUUAAAAAUCUCCCCGCUGACGUCACCAACCAGGAGGUACACGAGUUGUUAAGAAACUAUGACCUGAAGUAUUGCUUCGUGGACAAGUACAAGGGCACAGCUUUUGUGACUCUGCUAAACGGCGAGCAGGCCCAGUGCGCGAUCGAGGAUUUCCACCGGCACGUCCUGCGUGAUCGGGAGAUCUCCGUGCAGCUGCAGCCCACAGAUGCCCUGCUGUGCAUCGCCAACCUCCCACGGGCCUUCACGCAGCAGCAGUUCGAGGAGCUUGUGCGGCCCUUUGGCAACUUGGAGCGUUGUUUCUUGGUGCACAGUGCGUGCACGGGCCACUCCAAGGGCUACGGCUUCGUGGAGUACAUGAAGAAGGACUCAGCCGCCCGGGCCAAAUCGGAGCUGUUGGGUAAACAACUCGGCUCGCGCAUGCUGUACGUGCACUGGACUGAAGUGGGAUCGCUGACGUACACCAUGCUGCACUCACGCUGCCUCUGCAUGGACCGCCUGCCCCCCAGCCUCCUGACUGCUCAGGAUCUGCUGAACGCCCUGGCUGACACGCCGGAGCCCAUCUUCUGCCAGCUCGCUCAGGGACAAGAUGGCAGUUUUCGGCGGUUUGCCAUUUUGGAGUACUCCACGCCAGAGAUGGCAGAAGAGGUGCAGCGAUUAACUGAUGGACGGACUGUAGGUGGUAGCCCUGUUCGCAUGUCCUUCUGUGCUCCUGGACCUCCAGGCAGGAGCAUGCUGGCAGCACUUAUCGCUGCACAGACUCUGGCUAUAAACCGAGGAAAGGGUCUACUUCCCGAACCUAGUGCCAUGCAAAUACUCUCGAGUUUGAGCAACCCGGCGACACUGAAAUUGCUGCUGGCUCCUCUCAAUCAAGGACACAAACAAGGUCUGCUCGGUGCAGCCCCAGCGAUGCCACUGCUCAGUAACCCUGCUCUCUCCGCUGCUCUGAUGCAGCUGCUGCUUCAGAACCAAGUCCAGCAGCAAGCCUUUCUAGGAAACCCUCUUCUUUGGGCACAGGUUCUGCACAGUACCGAAAGCCGUCUGCCCCCCAGUGCUGGACUGCUCGGUGAAAACCCUCUGGCUGCUCUCCCUCUUCAACACGGCGUGAACAUGCUGGGAGAUCUGCCUCAUGGUGCCAUGGCUCCUGGCUUGGGCAUGCAAACGGAUCCUUUAGGCCCCAUAAAGCCCCCGUCUCUGGGCCGGACACUCGGGAGGGAGCCGGAGUCCGCGACUGCACCGAAUGGUUUUCUCGCAAACCCUUCUCCUGCAUUACAGGGCCUGAGCGUUCCACUUUUGGGGAGUGUGCUAGGAGCAGAUGGGUCCACACUUCCCCCGGCAUCUUUAUUAGGAGAGCCACCCAAAGAGAUCGGAGUGUCCUCGAACCCCUUUCUGAACUCACCCAGUAUAUUCCCCUCCUCUGCUGCCAACUCCAGGCCCCACCCAUACAGGAAGAGACCAAUGCCAGGUGGCAUGGCUAACCAGCGGUCCUUCCAGAGCAUCCACUCUAAUUAUAACCUGCGCUGCCAAGACUCGUAUGAUUUCCCGGCACUACACCAGGACCCGGUCUCUCACCUGUACGAGCAGCUGGAGACUCUGGACAGCACUGGACAUCUGGCCUUUGGAGCUCAGCAUUCGAGACAUGGCGCUAUCAGGGAGAGAACGUCUCCCUUCGCUUACCCGUCUAGCCCUCCUGCCUCCUCCUACUUUGGCUUUGGUGCUCCUGGGAGUAUGCCCUCCACCCAGCUCAAUAAGGCCGUGGGAAUGCCUCCCAUGACUCACUCCAGCGUUUACUCUGCUGCUCCUGGAGGUGGAACUAAGACUCCCGUAGGAGGACAGAAGCGUCUCUUCUCGCGCCUGAUCCCGUCUCCAGAGCCCAGUCCAGAGGGCGGCUACGUGGGUCAGCAUUCUCAGGGGCUCGGGGGUCACUAUGCUGACUCUUACCUGAAACGGAAGCGCAUAUUUUAACCCCCUUGCUCAUUGGUGCCGUAGUUGACCCUUGCAGGUGGUCAGUGAGGGACCGAAAGAGAGAGAGAGUGUGUGUGUGUGUGUGUGUGUGUGGCGCGUUUGGGAAUCCAGGAUCCGGGAAACCUCCUGUGUUAACCUGUUCCGUGAAUGAUUUCAGUGCGCAUGUAAAUUAUUUUUAUUUCCUUAUUUUUUUUCAUUUUAACUCCUUUAAUUUGCCUUUUUUAAGUUUUCUUUCAUUAACGCUAAGACCACAGGUACCUCACAAAGGAAACAUCCCCUUCCUCCCUUUUUUCUUUCUUUUUCGUAAUCCGACUCCCCUUUGAUUAACUGUUCUGUAUAUAGUUGAGUAGCAUUCAUGAAUAGAGUCCUGAAUAGGGUCAUGGUUCUAGGUAACGUGUGUGUGUGUGUGUGUGUGUGUGUGUGUGUGUGUGUGUGUCCCAGCAGCGGUACCGGUAGCUGCUCUGUUCUUUUGCGUCACCGUGUUCUGAUCUGUAUUUCAGUGUUGAAACUGUCCCGGUCCCCUUCCCACUUUCUCCAUCACAAGUCCAGGUUUCCAGCACGAAGUGUUGCGUGUUGCACUUAGAGGAUGCGAGUCACAUGAAAUUUUUGCCUCCCUCAUUGUCCUUUCCUCUCUAGCCAUUUUGUACUGUCUUCCUUCUCAUGGUUUCCUUUUUUCUCUCCUCCCAGUUCUGUCUGUAGUUUUGCUGUACCCCACCCUGAUCUCCACUCAGUACUAGCCCCUGUACUGCCAGCAGAAGGAGCUGGUUAGCAUUGAGGAAAAGUGCUUUAUCUCAUGUGCCUGGUUUGCUUUUUUUUCUUUUUAAAAAAAAUAAUUUUAUCACUGGAACGACUGAGUCUGGAGCAGGCCGGACCUGUGCUCAAACAUGAUGGUUCUUUUUUUUUUGUUUGUUUUUUCCCUCUCCUUUUUUUUUUUUUUUUAAAAAUCGCUAUUACUGCUGUAACUGUACCAGCUCCAUCUUGACUCCUGUAGGGGAGGAGUUCUCACUGACUAGAACAUGGCUGGAUUACGAGUACCAGAUCUGUGACUUGCUUAAUCUGCCUGACCUUUCGAUUGUGGACACUGAAUAUCUCUAGCAUGCUGCAGUUCAUGAUCUACAAAUGGCUCUCGUCGUCUAAACUGCUGACGUGUCGAGUGUAAUCUCUCCCACACACUCUCUUGAACCUACAGACUAGUGUGGUAUCAUAAAGAACCAAAUGGACUUCAUCUGUGAAAUGACUGCUUUAGCAAGCGCACCAUCGUUUGUACAGAGCUUGUCUACGUCUUUGGGAUUUUUGGACUCGUAUUUGUUUAUAUAUAUAUAUAUAUAUAUAUAUAUAUAUAUAUAUAUAUAAUACAAUAUAAAAAUUUUUUUUUUCUUUUCUUUAUCGAGUCUGUAAUUAGAUCAGAAAUGCAGCUGUAUUUGUUUUUUGUUUUGUGUUUUUGAGUGAUCUUUGCAGCAUCUUUUCAUGGAGUUUACAUAUGCUAUAUGGACUAGUGUGGUAUCAUAGAGAACCAAACGGACUUCAUCUGUAAAAUGACUGCUUUUGCAAGCGCACCAUCAUUUGUACAGAGCUGCCAUGCUUUCAUGACUUAUACUUCAAGUAAAUGUUAUUUAAGUUCA